This is a messenger RNA of Balaenoptera musculus (blue whale), 1719 nucleotides long. RefSeq names its product putative RNA polymerase II subunit B1 CTD phosphatase RPAP2. Lineage: Eukaryota; Metazoa; Chordata; Mammalia; Artiodactyla; Balaenopteridae. Gene Ontology annotation, cellular component: nucleus; cytoplasm. The record is from RefSeq and is a predicted model, not a curated record. Gene Ontology annotation, molecular function: RNA polymerase core enzyme binding; RNA polymerase II CTD heptapeptide repeat phosphatase activity.
CCGACGCCGACUACGCUCCCCAUGGCGGACUGGGUAGAGACGUGCUCUGCCGGCCGCAAGGCCCGGGGUCCUCGCGCCUCCCGAAACGUCGCAGGUACUAAGCAGACAAGUGCCUUGAAACAAGAAGACGCUUCUAAAAGGAAAGCAGAACUAGAAGCAGUUGUCAGAAAGAAGAUUGAGUUUGAGAGAAAAGCUCUACGUAUUGUUGAACAGCUUUUAGAAGAGAAUAUUACAGAAGAAUUCCUAAGGGAGUGUGGGAAGUUCAUCACACCUGCUCACUAUAGUGAUGUCGUGGAUGAGCGUGCUAUCAUCAAACUCUGCGGCUAUCCCUUAUGUCGGAAGAAGCUAGGAAUUGUACCAAAACAGAAAUAUAAAAUUUCUACCAAAACCAAUAAAGUCUAUGAUAUUACUGAAAGAAAGUGUUUUUGCAGCAAUUUUUGUUAUAAAGCAUCUAAGUUUUUUGAAGCACAAAUUCCUGAAACUCCAGUGUGGGUUCGAGAAGAAGAAAGACCUCCUGAUUUUCAGCUGCUACAGGAAGGACAAAGUGGUCGUUCUGGAGAAGAAAUACAGUUAUGCAGUAAGGCCAUUAAAACAUCAGAUGUUGACAGUCCUGGCCAUUUUGAGAAGCAUGAUGAAUCUAGUUCUUCUGGCACUCAUAGUGAUAGUAGCAGUGAUAAUGAGCAAGACUUUGUUUCCUCCAUUCUACAAGGAAACAGACCAAAUGCAACGGGUAUAAGGCCACAGCUGCACAAAAAAAGCAUAAUGAAGAAGAAAGCUGGUCAAAAGGUUAACUCCAAACAUGAAAGCAAAGAACAGACAGUAAUAGAUGUCACUGAGCAGUUAGGCAAUUGCAGAUUAGAUAGUGAGGAGAAAGCUGCUGCUUGUGAACUUCCUUUACAGAAUGUAAAUACUCAGAUUUCUUCAAAUAGGUCUCCGCAAGAAAAAUUAGAAGCUUUAAAAAUUUCUGAAAAUAAAUACAAUAGUUCAAAAAUAACUCUUGUAGGCAUAAGUAAGAGUGCUGAGCAUUUUAAGAGGAAAUUUGCCAAAUCGAACCAAGUUUCUAGGUCAGCUUCUAGUUCAGUGCAGGUGUGCCCUGAAGUUGCAAAGGCAAACUUACUUAAAGCGCUGAAGGAGACUUUGAUUGAGUGGAAGACAGAAGAAACUUUGAGGUUUUUGUAUGGCCAGAAUUAUGCUUCUGUAUGUCUGAAACCCUCUUCAGCCCCUCUGGUUAAGGAAGAAGAACUUGAUGAAGAUGAUGUGAACUGUGACCCAGACAGUCAUUCCCCUGCCUUGCAGGAAUCUCAGAACAGCUUGGAUGAGUCUUUACCGUUUAGAGCCUCAGAUACAGCCAUUAAACCACUGCCAAGUUAUGAGAACUUGAAAAAAGAAACUGAAACAUUAAAUCUAAGGAUCAGGGAGUUUUAUAGAGGACGAUAUGUUUUGAAUGAAGAAACCACCAAAUCACAAGACUCGGAAGAGCAUGAUCCCACCUUUCCACUGAUAGAUUCAAGUUCUCAGAACCAGAUUAGAAAACGCAUCGUACUUGAAAAAUUGAGUAAAGUAUUGCCUGGACUUUUGGGGCCUCUUCAGAUUACAUUAGGAGAUGUUUACGCACAACUUAAAAAUCUUGUCCGAACUUUCAGAUUAACAAACAGAAAUAUUAUACAUAAACCUGCAGAGUGGACAUUAAUUGCUUUGGUGUUGCUGUCAUUUGGUUAA